This is a messenger RNA of Nycticebus coucang (slow loris), 3926 nucleotides long. It is a transcript of the gene L3HYPDH, whose product is annotated as trans-L-3-hydroxyproline dehydratase. The coding region runs from base 56 to 1063 and encodes 335 amino acids. Lineage: Eukaryota; Metazoa; Chordata; Mammalia; Primates; Lorisidae. Gene Ontology annotation, molecular function: hydro-lyase activity. The transcript is spliced from 5 exons. The record is from RefSeq and is a predicted model, not a curated record.
CCCCGCGCCUGAGGCGGCGGGUGUGGGACGGCGACGGGGUCCUCGGAUUGAGACCAUGGAGCGCGCGCUGGCCGUGCCGCGGCUACCCCCGCGUGACCCGGGGACGCCGGCGCUCUCGGUGGUGGACAUGCACACCGGCGGCGAGCCCCUGCGCAUCGUGCUGGGGGGGUGUCCGGAGGUGCUCGGGGCCACCUUGCUGGCCAAGCGGCGCUACAUGCGCCAGCACCUGGACUACGUGCGGCGGCGGCUCAUGUUCGAGCCCCGCGGGCACCGGGACAUGUAUGGGGCCGUCCUGGUGCCCAGCGAGCUGCCAGACGCGCACCUGGGCGUCCUGUUCCUGCACAAUGAGGGCUACAGCUCCAUGUGCGGCCACGCAGUGCUGGCGCUGGGCCGCUUCGCCCUGGACUUCGGCCUGGUGCCCGCGCCCGCAGAGGGCGCCCGCGAGGCGCGCGUCAACAUCCACUGCCCCUGCGGGCUGGUGGCCGCCUUCGCCGAGUGUGAGGGCGGCCGCAGCCGUGGCCCCGUGCGCUUCCACAGCGUCCCGGCCUUCGUGCUGGCCGCAGAUAUCACCGUGGAUGUUCCCGGACAUGGGCAGGUGGUCGUAGACAUUGCAUAUGGUGGAGCAUUUUAUGCAUUUGUUAGUGCUGAGAAGCUAGGACUCGAUGUUUGUUUUGCAAAGACAAAGGACCUUGUGAAUGCAGCAAGUGCAGUGACAAAAGCAGUGAAAGCUCAGUUUACAAUUAAUCAUCCUGACAGUGAAGACCUUGCCUUUCUGUAUGGAACCAUAAUAACAGAUGGAAAAGAUGCUUAUAGUGAGGAACCGACCACUAACAUCUGUGUGUUUGCAGAUGAACAGGUUGACAGAAGUCCAACCGGCUCAGGAGUGACCGCCCGAAUUGCCUUACAGUAUCAUAAAGGGCUUCUACAGCUGAACCAGACCAGAGCCUUUAAAAGCAGCACGACUGGCUCCGUGUUCACAGGAAAAGCUGUGAGGACUGUACAGUGGAGUCCUUCUGAGGCUGAAUGCAGAGGCACAUGUCAGAACCUAGCUGUCUUCUGUUAAGCCUGACAUGAAAGAGGCUUGCAAAAUUUUUUUUCUUUGUUUUGGCAAAUAGCUAUUUUCACAGAAAUGUGUUAUUUAUACUUUAAUAUGUAAUGGGUUUAUUGUUUUAAAUGAAAUAAUGAGCAAAUAUCUGUAAUUCCCAACAUAGCAAAUACUGAUAUAACUAACAUACACAAACGAGAACUCUUUGAGAUCUUCAAACCUCAAAUCUUUCAAAAUCUUCUGAAACCAAAGAUUUGAGAACCACUAAAUUAGGAUUAGGGGUUUUUUGUUUGUUUUUUUGUUUUAUUUCUUAGUAGUGUUUCAUGUUGUAUGAUAUAGGAAGUAAAACCCUGAAAAGUUGUGGAAAGUAGAAUUUAUGAAAUGGAACCAAGUUUUAAAUGUGCUAAAAGCUAAUUGCUGAAUCUACUCAUUGUGUUAUAGUAAAUAAAACCUACUGUAACAUGAUUUAUCUGCAUUUAGUAAAUGAAUCUACUCAGAAGGAGUCCUUACAAUCUAUCUAAACAUAGCUGGGUUUUUUCUGUUUUUUUGAGAGUCUCACUGUCACCCUGGGUAGAGUGCCCUGGGAUCAUAGCUGACAGCAACCUCCAACUCUUGGGCUCAAUUGAUUCUCUUGUCUCAGUCUUCCCAGUAGCUGGGACUACAGGCACCACAAUGCCCAGCUAAUUUUUCUAUUUUUAGUAGAGACAGGGUCUCGCUCUUUCUCAGGCUGGUCUUGAACUACUGAGCUCAGUCCACCUGCCUCAGCCUCACAGAGUGCUGGGAUUACAGGCAUGAGCCACUGUGCCUGGCCGGUAUUUUUGAGGUUUGAUUUUUCUGAAUAUUGACUUUUCUUUAAGUUAGGGAAUUCCUAUAUUAUAUAGUGAUCUCAUAGUAUAGCAAACUUCUAUAUGCAAAAAUUUGUAGCACCUUUUCUUUAGAAUCUGAGAUUAUACAUAAAAAUAAUAACUGUGAGUCAGUCUCCAAACUAAGUACUUUAUGCACACCAUCUCAUUUACUCUUCAUGAGAAUCCUAAGAGGUUGGCACUGUGCUGUUAAUAUCCCCUUUUAACAGGUGAUAAAAUGGGAAAUCAGAAAAUCAGAGAAGUUAGGUAAUUUGGCAGAGGUUAGUUAAUGAGCAUGGGGACUAGGCUGUGAAUGUGGCCUCUCGGAGCAGACCUUGUGCUGCUAAGCACUGUGUUAGAUCGCUGCUGGCAAAGCAGAAGUUCUAUGGGCAUUUUGUUAAAGCAGGUUAUGUUAUACCCUAAUUUAAUAUGUGACAUUUUACCUUUAGCUUCAAGCAUUCUUGUUUAAGAAAUUAAAUGAAAAGAAGUUAUGCUGCAGUUAUAGCUGGGUACGGUGGCGUGUGUGCCUGUAGUCCCAGCUACUCAGGAGGCUGAGACAGGAGGAUCGCUUGAGUCCAGGAGUUUUGGGCUGUAGUGCGCUAUGCCCAUCAGAUGUCUGCAAUAAGUUCGGCAUCAAUAUGGUGACCUCCCACAAGCAGGGGGGCCACCAGGUUGCCUAAGGAGGGGUGAACUGGCCUAGGUCAGAAAGCUGCCGUGCUGAUCAGUAGUGGGAUUGCGCCUGUGAAUAGCCACUGCACUCAAGCCUGGGCAACAUAGUGAGACCCUGUCUCUUAAAAAAAAAAAAAAAAAAAAGAUUUGAAGUUAUUUACUUUACAGUUGUUUAUCAUGUUGUCAGAGAGUGUCACUUGCACCACGCUCUCUCCCUCUCACCUGGGCCCUUCUAGGCCAUCUCAUGUACCUGCUCUGUCUCUUGUCCUGCCCUGGCUUCCUUUCCCUGUCCUUCCAUUUAGGCAUCCCCAUCAUUUCAUUCUGUCUUCCUUCUCCUCCCAUCCAGUUUGACCUCACUGGGCAGUUUCAUUCACUUCCUAGGCUUCCAUUCUCAACCAUCUGCUGCUGAUGACUACCAAACCUUCAUCUCUACCACACCUACCCUGUACUUCCUUUUUAAUUUACUACUUUUGGGAGGAAGGGGACAGGGUCUUACUCUGUUGCCCAGGCUAUAGUACAGUGGCAUCAUUAUAGCUCAUUACAGCCUCUAACUCCUGGGCUCAAUCAAUCCUCCAGACUCUGCUAACCAAGUAGCUGGAACUACAGGCACACCACCACCACACAUGGCUCGUUUUUCUACUUUUUAGUAGACAUGGGGGACUUGCUCUUGCUCUGGUCUCAAACUCCUGGCCUUAAGCUAUCCUCCCAGCUUGGCCUACCCAAGUGCUAGAGUUACAGGUGUGAGCCACUGCACCUGGCGUGACUCUAUCACUCUUAAUCCCAGCUGUUCACUGUACUCAUCUCUAAAUGAUUGUCCCACAGGUAUCUCAAACUUGCCUUGUUAAAAAACUCUUCCUUCCUAAAAUGUGUUUCUCCUCCUCAUUCCCCAUCAUGGUUAAUGGUAUCACUGCAUCACUUCCAACCUAGAAACUGGUCACAUUUAACUUAUUCCUACUCCUCAGAUCCCACAUACAUUGGGCCAACAGGCCUGUCAGCUCUGCCUCCCAAGUCUUUCUGUAUUGUGUUCUCCAUCUUCACCAGACCUACACUAGUGACUAUGGAUUCAGGGACUUGAGGCUAUCUCUUAAUCGAUGUCUGCAUUUCUGGGUUCUUUCCUCUCCAGUUUGUCCCUCACUUAACAGCUUAAAGUAUCCAAAACACAUUGUCUGAUCAUGUCACUGUCCUUAAAAGCCUUCCCUUUCCCACAGGAUUGCCCUGGGGUUUUCUUUAACAUGAUAAAAACCAAGAGGACAACUUUUAGGCCAGAUACAACAUAAGCGCAGUAUUUUGAUAGCAUAUUCCAUUCAUGUUUUUUUCAGGAAGCAAAAUGUGGUGAUUUUCCAGCUGUCAUAGUGGAAGUGUCAGGACAA